AUGAUCCGAGUCCUCCUCGAAGAUUGCCACGCGAGACUUCGCAAGUACCGUCAAAGGAUUGACCAAGAAAAGACCAGAUGCUGUGAGUUCAUGGGUGAGAUCGGUACAAAUCUGCUCCUGCAGAGGAUAGCUGCACAAGCCCGCGACGCAGCACUGGAGAACAAAUUCCGAAAGCUGCCCAAUCCAAUCUCGCCCAGAAACCACAAACUGGUGCACAACCUGUCGUCAAAGGAUCUGACGAAGGAUCUAAUGCAAGUUUUACGGCACGAAGCUUCAUUUAACACGGCUGACGCCAAACCUGUUAACAUGAUUGCAGCAGUGGAAUCAAUCCUUUGUCAGACGGAGGCAGCGGGGGAGAGUAAGAGCCUCAUCCGUCACCAAGUGUCGCCGCUCCGGAUGGCCAUCAGGCCGCGGGAUGUGCUUUCCAAGGUCGAACGUGGUGCGCUUAGAGAACUCAAGGCCGACAAAGAAUUGGGCAUCGUGCCAGUGGACAAGAGGCGCUUCACAGUUGUUCCGGACAGAAAAGACUACCUUCAAAAAGCCAAAGGUUUACAGGAGGACCGACAGUUCUUUGUCCCAUGUGCAACGAAAAAAAAACGCUGA
Molecule: messenger RNA, 603 nt
Organism: Spirometra erinaceieuropaei
Lineage: Eukaryota; Metazoa; Platyhelminthes; Cestoda; Diphyllobothriidea; Diphyllobothriidae
Source: the annotation of a GenBank genome assembly